AUGACAAAAGAAACUCCAAAGUUAAAAAGACUUCCUAUUCCUCCCCUAGAAGAUACCCUUAAUAGAUUUAUAUCAUGCGUAGAACCAUUACAAGAUGAAAAACAAAGAAUAAAGACAAGACAAAAAGUGUUCUCUGCAGAAAAUUUAGAUAGUAUGCAACAAUUACAAGAAAAAUUAAUUGAAUAUGAUGAACAAUUAGCUAAAGAAAAUCCAAUAUCAUCUUAUAUUGAACAAUUUUGGUAUGAUUCUUAUUUAUUUUAUGACCAAUCGGUAGUCUUAAAUGUUAACCCUUCUUUCCAACUUCAAGAUGAUCCCAUGGUGAAUUCAUUAACAUGCAAUAUUGAUACUUAUGGCGAAUAUACUUUACAAAUCAAAAGAACCUCUAAAUUAGUUGUUUCUAUUCUAAAAUUUAUUAAAGAUAUUAGACAAGAUAAUUUACGUCCUGAUAAGAUUAGAGGUAAGAUUCCUCUAUCUAUGGAUCAAUACGAUAAAUUAUUUGGAUCAAGCAGAAUCCCACCAGGCCCUGGAGAAGAAACUUGCCAUUUACAAACAGAUAAGACUUCUCAUCAUGUCAUGGUCAUGUAUAAGGGUCAAUUUUACUGGUUUGAUGUUUUAGAUAUUGAUAAUAAUCCAAUAUUCAAUUCUCCUGAAGAAUUAGAAUGGAAUCUCUAUUCCAUUUUAAUUGAUGGGGAUAAUGAAAAUAGGACUAAUAUUUCUGCACCAGUAGGUAUAUUUACCACUGAAAGUAGAAGAGUUUGGUCAAAUAUUAGAGAUUAUAUCCAAAAUUCUGAAGAUGUGACCAAUUGGAAAAAUUUAAGAAUCAUUGAUAGUGCAUUAUUCGUCAUAUGUUUAGAUGAUAUAAUCAUUGAUACAGAUAAAAGUAAUAAUCAAAGUAAUUUUGACAGCACUAAGAAUACUGAAAGAGAAAAAGAAGAAGAGAGUAAACUGGUAAAAUCAAUGCUAUGCGGUACAUCUGAUAUCGAUUUUGAAAAUAAGGACAAUGUGAGAACUUCAUUACCAUUAGGAAUCCAAAAGGGAACGUGUUUAAACCGUUGGUAUGAUAAAUUACAAUUAAUUAUAACUAGGAAUGGUAAAGCCGGUAUUAAUUUUGAACAUACAGGUAUUGAUGGUCAUACUGUGCUAAGACUCGUGACUGAUAUUUAUACUGAUUCUAUUUUGAACUUUGCCAGUGAAAUUACUAAGGAUAUCCCCAGUGUAUUUAAUUUAUCCAAAUCGUUUAAUGAAAAAGUUAAAGUAUCCAAUAAUAUUAAUGAUAGUAAUUCGAUGGCCAACUUAAUUACUAUUCCAAGAAAACUUGAAUGGAAGAUCGAUUCAUUUUUAAAAUCAUCAUUACAUUUCGCAGAGACAAGAGUCUCUGAUUUAAUCUCACAAUAUGAAUUUGUUAACCUUGAUUUCAAUGAAUAUGGAGGUCAUUGGAUCAAGAAAGUCUUCAAGUGUUCACCAGAUGCCUUUACUCAACAAAUCUUCCAAAUAGCGUUUUACGCAUUAUAUGGUAAAUUCGAAACUACAUAUGAGCCUGCCAUGACAAAGACUUUCCAAAAUGGUAGAACAGAAGCCAUUAGAACUGUGACUUUUGAAUCUCAAAAGUUUGUGAAAUCUCUUUUCGAAAGAAACGUUACGGAUGAAAAGAGAAUUGAAUAUUUACAUGAGGCUUGUUCCAAACAUUCUGCAAUCACGAAAGAAUGUUCACUAGGGUUAGGCCAUGAUAGACACUUGUAUGCGUUGUAUUGUAUUUGGAGAGAAUCAUUCCAAGAAAAGAUGGAUCUUCCACCCCUUUUCAAAGACGGUUCUUGGAGCAUAAUGAAUAAUAACACAUUAAGCACUUCGAAUUGUGGGAACCCUUGCUUGAAGAACUUUGGGUUUGGACCCGUAGUACCUAACGGGUUUGGCAUUGGAUAUGUAAUCAGAGACAAUUCCAUUUCCAUCGUAGUAUCAUCAAAACAUAAACAAACAAAAAGAUUUGUAGCUUUAAUUGAAAAAUCAUUCGUCGAAGUUCUCCAUAUGUUCCAAAGAACCACUUCCACUGCACCCAAGACCAAUCAGGAUUCCGAACAGUACAUGGUGGAGCUAAGAUCCACGGGAGACAGCCAAGAACAAGGAAGAUCAAAGGCAUUGUCGUAUCUGUUGGGUGGAUAUGAUUAUUUUGAUGUCAGCAUUACUGGGUAG
Henningerozyma blattae CBS 6284 is the source of this 2187-nucleotide messenger RNA. RefSeq names its product carnitine O-acetyltransferase YAT1 (gene YAT1). Gene Ontology annotation, biological process: carnitine metabolic process. Gene Ontology annotation, molecular function: carnitine O-acetyltransferase activity. Gene Ontology annotation, cellular component: mitochondrion. The coding region runs from base 1 to 2187 and encodes 728 amino acids. Lineage: Eukaryota; Fungi; Ascomycota; Saccharomycetes; Saccharomycetales; Saccharomycetaceae. The transcript has a single exon. The record is from RefSeq and is a predicted model, not a curated record.